Messenger RNA from Bipolaris sorokiniana ND90Pr, 4104 nucleotides. RefSeq lists its product as uncharacterized. The record is from RefSeq and is a predicted model, not a curated record. Gene Ontology annotation, cellular component: cytoplasm; nucleus. The coding region runs from base 1 to 4104 and encodes 1367 amino acids. Gene Ontology annotation, molecular function: SUMO-specific endopeptidase activity. Gene Ontology annotation, biological process: protein desumoylation. The transcript is spliced from 8 exons. NCBI's taxonomy places the organism in Eukaryota, Fungi, Ascomycota, Dothideomycetes, Pleosporales, Pleosporaceae.
AUGUUGUCUAACCUCAUCAACGGCAUAAUAGCUGUUGCCGGAGGCCACUCAACGACAGACGCGAACGAUGCCCCCGCCCUCUCGCCGACUCUCGACCUGCCUCCACUUUCCUUGUCUAGGGACUCACCACCCGCCUCAAGAUCUACCCCCACUGUCAUAGACCUCUCUUCGCCCACAAAGCCCCCAAGAAAAUCCCAGCGCGACGAGCAACGGUCUGGGAAAUCUCUCUCACGGUCAUCAAAACGUGCUAUAAGCGAGGACGAGAGGCGCCUGGUUGGUGAUUACGAAGUUCCAGCAGAUGCGGUUUCUAUCCCCGACCCGUCGACCUGGAUGCCGGAGUCGCGAAUCAUGCACAACAAGCCGGGUGCGAACAAGGGAUACAGGCCAGUCGAUACACUCAACGGCGUAGCUCGCGCAGUAAAUCGGAAGCCUACAACGUACGGGAAACAUGCUCGUCCCCGUGCCGUGUUGAUAGGCCAGUCGCCAGGUCCGGGUCAGACAGCCUACUCCGAAUUCCAACGAAGCAAGGCACCUAGCACACCAAGUCGACAUGGAUUGUCACGAGGCGAAGAGGACCAAUGGUCUGGUGGGCCUGCAUCCGCAAAGCGCAGGAAGACUGAGCAUGUUAUAGCCCUAGACGAUGAGGAAGACGAUGAAGCCAUGGUGGUAACACGCCCUGGAACGUCUACCCCUCGCAGGCUAUCUGAUGAAAGGCCUGUCUCGGCCAUGUCAUCGCAAUCACGCCUUAGUGUUGGGAGUGGGAGUACCGGAGCUGAAUUCAAGAUACAUCGAGCCACAAACGAGUUCCGAGAAGUCGAUGGUCUCAUUAAUCCUUCUGCAAAGAAGCCCAGACAAGCAAUUUGCAACAAGCGCCAAGCUCGCCGGAAUAACUCCCCUGUCCGCCGUGGCACCCUUUCUGAGGAAGCCCACCAGUUCAUUUUACGGGAUUUUAAGCAAGGCGAGCCUCCCCAUAAAUCUGUAGAGCGACCAGUCACUUCUGAACAUUUCCCUGAGGCUCGAAUCAACGAAUCGACUACAGAGCAGCCAAGUACCAGCCGCUCCGUCACUAGCAACAGCGCCAAUCUCCGUACUCAACAUCGGCCAGUGCCUAAGCAAUUGAAUCAAAUAGAAGAUAGCGACAGCGCCGAUGAGCUUGCCAUUUCACCCGUCGCUACCAGGAAGCAGGCACUGUCACCAUCAAAAGUAAAGAAGGCCGUGCAAAGUGGUGCCAAACGAAAUGGACAAAGUAAAAUCAGUAGUAGUUCUUGGCAAUUGUCAUUUGCAAGAUCAUAUGGCUUUGAGGGGGCCGGCUCCAAAAUGGAGGAUGGGCAUGCUACUCUGGUUCUUCGAAGCGACCCGAAAGGCUUGCGCGUCCAGAAGUACAACACAGAGGGCUAUGAGACAGUAAUCUUAAUCCAUUCUCAACAAGUCAAUAAGGUCCAUGCAGACGAGACAAGCCGUGUUCGUCUAGAGGGACCCAGAAAUGCAGAUGGCAAUAGUCCCAUAUUUGAUCUUGAGUUUCUCAACUCAAAUGACUUUUUAGCAUUCUGCAAUUCACACGCAGCGUCUCUGACAACGAGCGGCAAGAUUCUUUCGAAAGAAAAUGAACACAUGCGCCGACUGUUUACCACUCCUCUACGAGCAAGGAAUGAUAAAGUAGCGAUGUCUGAAGUCUCAGAUAACGCCGUAAAAGACUCCAAGAGUCAUAAUACACAUUCCGAGCAGGCGGAGAAGCCACUUGGGGUUCGAGAGCGGCGCCACGAAAGGGGUGUCGAGAACAGAUCCACCGUUAAUACUACGACAACAGCCACAGCAUUGACCCGUUCAUCACGCUCACGACCAUUGACGUCCACACAUCUUGCAAGGGAUAGUCCUGGUAUUGUUGAGGUGCCAAAAUACUCUAUCGACAAAGGACUAGGACGACCCUGGUCCAAGUCCCUCGAGUAUGGGGAAGGUCGUCAGCGUGCUAUAGUGCAUUUUGAUGACUUGCCUCGCCUGGACGAAGAGGAGUACUUGAACGACAGUCUGAUAAACUUUUACAUGAUCUAUCUCUUCAAAAAGCUUAAUGUUCCUGCUGAGAAGGUCUAUUUCUUCAAUACCUACUUCUUCACCAGACUCACAGAAAAUGCUGGCCGCAAGUCGAUGGACUACAAAGCUGUUGAGCGCUGGACGUCUAAGAUUGACAUCUUCACCUACGACUAUAUUGUUGUACCCAUCAAUGAAUCGCAGUCUCAUUGGUACUUGGCAAUUAUUUGCAAUGUCUCAAACAUCCGGCGCAAACCUGUGCUCGAAGAUUUUGAUGACCCACAUCUUCGUAUACAAGAAACACCCGAAUUACCUGCCAUAUCAGCUACAGCAAGCGGCGGGGAAGAGCACAGGAAGUUUCAAUCGGCGUCAAAUCCAAACUCACCCAUGAAAGUCGAAGAAGUGCACAGCCAACAAGAUGAAGAUCCCAACCUCUUCAAUGAGGCGACAAUAUCUCUAGUUGACCGCGAUGACCCUGGAUCAGGAGUUCGAUCCCGAACCGGGGUUGACGAAUCCAAUGCAGUCACUCUGGAAUCGGAAACUGAACAUAUGGAGACGCCGCAGACCGCUAGUGAUGUAGAAGUCACAUCCCGAGGGAAGCUGGUGCAAUCAAGUCUAUCGUUUGCCAAGAACAAGAACAAACGCAAGGUUGUCCCUAAAAGAGAUCCUACUCAACCAGUAGUUGUUGUUCUCGAUUCUCUUGGGGGAAUUGCCCGCAGUGGGGCAGUUCGCACCCUCAAAGACUGGAUAGCAGAAGAAGGCAAAAGCAAGCGAGGUAUGGAAGCAGUCAUCAAAGAGAACGGCUACUACCCAAAAGGCACCCAGAUCCCCAUGCAGAACAACUGGACUGAUUGUGGUGUUUAUCUACUUGGCUACGUCGAAAAGUUUUUCCAGAAUCCGGAUGAGUUCAUGCACAAGCUACUGACGGGAUCUAUGUCGGCCGAAAAAGACUGGCCAGAGCUCAACCCUUCAAUUAUGAGGCAUAAGAUGCGAGAAAUCAUAUUCGAAUGCCACAAGCAACAAGGGGAGGCAAGGGCGGCACAGAAAAAGGCAAAGAGGGAGUCGAUCCAGUCGAUCCAGAAAACCUCUUGUACAAAAUCGCCGGGUUCAAGGACGGAGGCCAAAAGUGAUAAGUAUGCUACCGAUGGAGAUGACCUACCGCAAACUGAACCGUCUGCUACUUUAUCUCUUCCGAGACUCGGUUCGCCGCUUGAACCUAACAAGGACAGCUCAGCCUCAGUCAAGCACUCGUCGCAGGGAGGUGCGGCUAAAGACCCAGACUCACCCUCAACAACCAAGUCUCCUGCCAAACCAGGGUUGGCUAACCAUUUCAACGUGUCACCGAGACGCCGUAGUCCGGAGAUCCGCAUAAACAGCAGGACUAUUCAGGCACAUAAGUCAGCCGACGACACGCAUAGCAGUCCCGACAGACUAACUAGCCAGACUGGACAUAUUGAUCAAAAGGACCAAGAAUCUCGCUCGUUCAGCCUUAGCAAGCGUCAAAGACAGGACAACCACGAUCAUCCGACGGGCUCGCCAAAUGCCAAAAGACCACAGAUGGAUCCAUCAUUGAGGAGAAAGAGGGAUGGAAAUUCUGGAACCAAGGCCCAGUCCCCACGUAGCCGUGAAGGUAGCGCACCGGAUGUUCCUAUUGAAAUUAAGGAUUCGCAAGAGGCGAAGGUUGCGGGCCCUGGGCUGCGUCAUCCUUUGCAGCCUCGUGCCGACACACGUCACAUGUCAUCAUUGCAACCACCGAGACCGAUACAGAUACUUCAGUCCUCACCUUCCUUUGAGGAAAUUCCCCGGCCACCACCGCGCAGCAAGAUUAUCGAGCCCGGGAGGAAGGGCGCAUCAACUGGUGGCCAGGUCGAUGACGACUACGAGAGAGACCAUGCUCGUCGAUCAAGAGCACCAGACCCAAGCCAGCCCAGCCAAAACUUGCAACGCAGCGAAGAGGAGACUGAGGACCCUGUGGAAGCAAUUUCACAAUCCACCGACCAAAUGCAGCUUGAUGGGACUCAAGAUAGUAGUAUAGUGCGAGAAACACCUGAACCAGCGAGGAGUCCCAUCACCACAUAA